Molecule: messenger RNA, 390 nt
Organism: Dovyalis caffra
Lineage: Eukaryota; Viridiplantae; Streptophyta; Magnoliopsida; Malpighiales; Salicaceae
Source: the annotation of a GenBank genome assembly
AUGGACAAAGGUUAUGGCGAUGAAAGUCACAAGACAUUCCGUUUCGUCCCUUACGUGCCAUCUUUUAGGCUUUUGGCCACUGAAUUUUUGGAUUUGGUAGCAAUAGAUGUAGAGUCUGUGGUGACCAACUUGAUCACUUGGGAUCUUGACAAUGAAACUCAACAAGAGAGUAAUGUUCACAUGCGGAGAAAAAGAAAAGUCGAACACUCUGAAUGCUUGCCAAGUUUGUUCUCUUUUGGCAUGGGAGGGGUUGGAAAGACAAUAGGCUUGGCUUCAGUACUCCGCUGUCGAUUGCUGGAGAGUUCUUUUUCAGUGGUGGGUGAUGAGCAGAAUUUGCAUCUUGUAGAGGAAAUGCAAGCCACUUGUUUUGAUAACCAAGACGAGGAGUAA